CCGGGGCGCCGAGACCAGGCGCAGCUCGAGCGCUUUCCGCGGGGUUUGGCUCCUGUCGCUUCCCGUCUCGCCGAACCCGCACCGCCGCCGCCCGAGCCGCCACGAGUCCUCGGGGCCGGGCUGCGGACGGCCAGGGACGCCUGGAGGGGGCGCGGAGCCGGCGGUUCUGAGGCGCCGACGCAGAUGAAAAGAAGUGAAAAGUUGAUAACAAAAAAUCACAAUCAAGAAGACAUAAGUAUUCUUCAUUGUUGGAAAUGUAGAAAAUGUAUAGCAAGUUCUGGUUGUUUCAUGAAAUACCUUGAGAAUCAAGUAAGGUGAGAUCAAUAUGAUUCAGCUAAUUAAUGGUCAAAACAUUUGUCAUGUGUGGCACAUGAAUGCAGAAACACUUCCGGAAUGUGUGAACUGCAUAAUAGAAAAAGCCCAGUGGACAGUCGGAAAACUGAAUUGCCCUUUCUGUGGGGCCCAUUUAGGGGGCUUUAAUUUUGUCAGCACUCCAAAAUGUUCCUGUGGCCAGCUUGCAGCUGUACAUCUCUCCAAGAGCCGGACCGAUUAUCAGCCAACACGGACAGGCCAACUAAUGAGCACACAUCCUAGAGUUCAGUCAGGUUGUGACAAGGAAACUCUGCUGACAGGUGGUGCCUCCAAAAACAGAAAUCACAGGCUUUUAAACAUGGCCCAAAAUAAUGGUGGUCCUGGAAGAUUAACAGAAGCACUCUGCUUGGAGGUACGGUCAACAUAUUUUGAGAUGAAGAAUGGAAAACUGCUUUUUAAAGCAUCAGAUCCAAAAUACCAGCUUUUUGUUCCCCAGCUUGUGAGUGGCAGAUGCACUACAAGAUCUUUUCAUAGAAAAUCACAUAGCUUGGAUCUGAACAUCAAUGAGAAACUGACUUUAUUACCCACUUUAUAUGAAAUACAUAGUAAGACUACUGCCUAUCCCAGGCUAAAUGAAACACAGCCUAUUCACCUUUCGGGCUUGCCUUUAGAAUCUAGUAAAAAUAACUGCUCUUUUCACAUUUCAUCCAGUUUUGAUCCUAAUAUGCUGCUGCAAAAAUUUUCAGUGGCUCCCCGUGAUACCCAGACACAAAGAGGAGGAGAAUUUCAGUGUGGUCUGGAAGCUUCUGCAGUGUACUCUGACCAUGCUAGUUCUAACAACCUGACUUUUCUGAUGGACCUGCCCUCAGCUGGCAGGAGCAUGCUGGAGGCCACCUCCUUGGACCAGGAAGAGCACCCCUCUCCUCUGGACCUACUGCACUCAGGCAACUUUUCAUUGGGUGCUAUUAAUCAGAGGCUUAAUAAAAGAGAAAGAAGCAAGUUGAACCUGAGAAGGAAACACCAAAGGCAUGAAAGAUGGCUGCAAAAGCAGGGUAAAUACCCAGGAGUGAGAUUGCUGGAUCAUAUGACUUUGAAUAAUGAGAUGAGUACAGAUGAUGACAAUGAAUAUGCAGAAGAAAAGGAAAGCUACAUCUGUGCAGUGUGUCUGGAUGUUUAUUUCAACCCAUACAUGUGUUACCCUUGCCAUCAUAUCUUCUGUGAGCCCUGCUUACGGACUCUUGCCAAAGACAACCCUGCAGGCACUCCCUGCCCAUUGUGUCGGACAAUUAUUUCCAGAGUCUUUUUCCAGACAGAACUGAACAAUGCCACAAAAACAUUCUUUACUAAGGAAUAUUUGAAAAUAAAACAAAGCUUUCAAAAAUCCAGCUCUGCAAAAUGGCCCCUACCAAGCUGUAGAAAAGCAUUCCACCUUUUUGGAGGUUUCCACAGACGUGCAGCUCCAGUUACAAGGCAGUUCCCACAUGGUGCACAUAGGAUGGAUUAUCUGCACUUUGAGGAUGAUAGCCGUGGAUGGUGGUUUGACAUGGAUAUGGUGAUCAUCUAUAUUUAUUCAGUGAACUGGGUCAUUGGAUUCAUUGUUUUCUGCUUUCUUUGCUAUUUUUUCUUUCCGUUUUAGGAAUUUUCAUACCUUACUAUAGUUGAACAAUCACAAAUGAUGUAGAUAACCAUUACUUAAACAUUUUCUAAAUGUCUUUGAAGUUUUUAUAAUGUUGCAUUAUAUAAAUUGUGGUGUUUAUAGAAAGUCUGAGAGUAAUGGACUUAUUUAUUAUGUUUUUAAUGUAAUAAACUAAACUCUAUUCAAGAGGUAAUAUAUCUAGCACCUGGCAACAAAGCACUACUGAUUUCGUAGUUCUUGGUUUAGGAUUUGUGGGCUCUAAUUUUACAUCACUUUUAUGCUUAUCUUGAUUGUAAAGACUGAGAUUUUCCCUCUACUUAAAAAUAGUCAAAAUACAAAAUGAAAUAAUCUGAACAUAUAGUAUCUUUAUUGCUAACAUAUUUAGUCAACUACCACUUAUUCUCAGGCAAAUUAUGUGCAUUAAAGAUAAACAAUAUUCUCUGGGAAUUAAUCUAGCAGGGUAUAUUCAGUUUUGGUUUCUAAUUAUCUCUACUUAUAUCUUCUAUUACCAAGAAAGCUGACUGUCCUUUUUUUACAGACCUAAUAAUUGUGUUAGUGCAAUAAUUUUAAUUACUAUAAGAACAGAAUAGUAAAUACAGAACAAAAACUGAGACUAGCCCCCACCAGUAGACACAUACAGAAAUAUAUUAAAACUUUUUGAACUUCAGGAUUACUCACCUAAAGAAAUAAAAAGUUAACUAACUUUCAGUAGUCUAACAAGAGCAAUGCAUGUCCAAAAUGUAAUUAAUUUAGUAAUUCAUUUAACUCAAGGUUAUCAAGUAUAUUGUACAUGCACAAUAAAGAAUGACUUCUGAAUUUUUUUAAUUGUUAUCAAAUGAUUUAAUGCAUGGAAUAAGAAAUAGGCUUAUGGUUUACAGAAAGGAAACAUGAAAUUUUUGUUUAUUAUUAUAGUAAUCCUUGGAAUUAGUUUUUAUCUUAAUAAAAAAAUAGGAAAUCUGAAUUAUCUCAAAUGGGAAGGAAUUGGGCCAGGUAUCCCAACUUUAAGAGUAAAAAAAUUAAAACAGAGAGAAUUAAGCUUAUUUAUUUCAGUCACUCAAGAUGGUCUUUGUGUAACUCGACAAAAGUUUUGAUUAUGAACUAUUCAUCCAUUUCUACACUAUAAUGUCAUAUCUGAUAAUGUAAUAGGCAUAUCUUUUCAUAAAUUAACUGAACCUCUCAUGGCACUAAAAAUUUUAUCGCCAUCUAAACAAAUUGGGAUUAAUCAGGCUUCAACAUUUCAGUCUAUGAUAAGUCCAGACUUGGCCUAAUUACUUCUGACUGUAUUUGAAUAAAAACACUUAACUGACAGUAUGUGGUGUUCUAAGAAAUAUGGAAGAAUGGUACAGAUUUUUAUUCUAAUACUGUUGUUAUAGUAUUUAAAAUUACAUCUGUAAAGGAAAACAAUAGCAUAGAAAUCAUCAAAUCCAGAAAGCAGAAAACUAAAUACAUUUUAGAAGCACAGAGAUAAAUUUUUGCUCAUAUGUGAUAAUAAAAUAUAUAAAUAAAUUAUGCUUGAAGUCUAGUGACAUGUAACUGAUACCAUGGUGAAACAAUAUUGUCAGCAAAGCUUGGUAUUACCUUAGAGAAAUAAAAUAUCACUAAUUUAUUGCUCAAAGGAAACAUAAUAUAAGUAAAAUAUCACCUAAAAUAUAUGCCAUGACUGAAAAAUUAACACAUAUAUGGGAGGAGGCAUAUUUUAAGAACUUUAAAAUAAAUAGCAGCCAUUUCCUAGGCAACUCCAGGCUAAUAAGCUCUAGCAAAUAUGCCUUCAUUCAUUUUUAAAUUACUUAAAAAGUUGAUUACAACUACACAUCAAGUAAAGUAAAAUAAGUAGCAUUAUAGAUAUAGAUUUCUGAGAAAUAAAGUUGAUUCCCAGUUAUAUUUAUGCUAGUGAUACAUAUCAGUUUAUAAAUGUUUAUCUAUAAACUUAAUACAAAGAUAUAUAGUACCCUUAAAUAAAGGCAAUACCCUUAAAUAUAAAAUUCCCUUAAAAAAAAGAAUAAUCUGGAGAAUCCUAAAUGCAUUGACUACAUGCAUCAUGAUUGAUAACUAUCUGAGAAUUACAUCAUUUGGCAUAUAAAAAUUAAAGGUAAAUAUGGAAAAUAAUUAUAAAUUUCUAAUUUUACUUUAAAAUAUUUUUAAAACUUCAUGCAAAUAAAGCUAGCUAAAAGCUGCUAAAUAUAAUAUUAAUAAGUAGAGCAUUUCCAAGAGCUACCAGUUCAUGAAAAGCUAGAUAAAGCCUGAAAAUGAAUAGAAACCAGUCCAAAUGGCCUAUGUCUUCAAGAAAUAAAUGAAUGAGAGUAAAUUUUAUCCUAAUUUUUCUCCACUCAAAGAGAAUUUCAAGAAUUUCUAUUCUACAACUUCCAACUACUCUGAGAUUUCUACCAUCUUAGUUUCCGUCCUUAGUUCCUAAAAGAAUACAGUGGUAGAAUAGACUAUUUGUAUGUGUGUGACAGUGUACUGUAUAAAUCUUUUUAAAACUUUUCUAACAACUUUGGUUAUCUAUGCAGACUUUACUAGAAAUGGAAACAAUACCUAGCUUCUGCUAGGCUAUUAGGUCAACAUGAACAAAUAACUAAAAAUACUUUUACCAAAUAUAUAGGGCAUUAGUGGAUGAUUCGGCUUAAAAUAUAUGCUCUGCAGCAAAUGUGAAUUUUACUUUGGAGGUUUCCAGGAGAGCAAUUUAAAAGAGGCAAGCAGAAAUUCUCCAGAGUAACUGAAACCAAAGUAUAAGAAACUCAUUCAUUGUAAGGUAACCAAGGUAUAAGAAGCUGGAAUUUUAAGGUAUAUUAUAAAUUUAAGACACGGUGGCAGAGAAAAAAAAUGCAUCCAAACAAGACUACUAAAUCGAAUGUUAAAUUAAAAACAUCAAACUGCAACUCAUAUGGGCAACUCUAUAUAAUGUGCUUAAAUGAAUACAGCAGAAAUUUUUUAAUUUGUAUUAUAUUCUACUGAAUAACAUACAGUAUGGGCAAGAUACAGUUUUUCACAUUUUUAACAAGCAUUUCCUGUGUUAUUCAAUCUUUCACAAUUAGAAUACAUAAAAAUUUUUUUACCAGUUUUCCUUUCCUUAUGAUGAAUUUGCUAUUUUUUUAAUAGCUUUAAAACACAUUAUUAAAAAAA
Molecule: messenger RNA, 5071 nt
Organism: Manis pentadactyla (Chinese pangolin)
Lineage: Eukaryota; Metazoa; Chordata; Mammalia; Pholidota; Manidae
Gene: RNF180
Product: ring finger protein 180
Exons: 8
Coding region: 326-1948 (540 amino acids)
Biological process (GO): protein polyubiquitination; norepinephrine metabolic process; serotonin metabolic process
Cellular component (GO): endoplasmic reticulum membrane
Molecular function (GO): ubiquitin protein ligase activity; metal ion binding; ubiquitin conjugating enzyme binding
Source: RefSeq, a predicted model, not a curated record